This is a messenger RNA of Leishmania braziliensis MHOM/BR/75/M2904, 3270 nucleotides long. Its product is annotated as putative phosphatidylinositol 3-kinase. Bases 1 to 3270 code for a protein of 1089 amino acids. Gene Ontology annotation, biological process: endocytosis; phosphatidylinositol-3-phosphate biosynthetic process; autophagosome assembly. Lineage: Eukaryota; Euglenozoa; Kinetoplastea; Trypanosomatida; Trypanosomatidae. Gene Ontology annotation, molecular function: 1-phosphatidylinositol-3-kinase activity. The record is from RefSeq and is a predicted model, not a curated record. The transcript has a single exon. Gene Ontology annotation, cellular component: cytoplasm; peroxisome; endosome.
AUGACAUCGACAAGUGUGGCGUUGAUUGCGAGUGUCCUGCGGCAGCCUCGCAUAGGCGAUGAUCUGCAGUGGGUACGCUACGACGCACCGUUUCGCACCGCACAGGACUACGCAGCGGCCGAGUACCUCUAUCGACUGCGCUUGUGCUCGUUGCGGUUGAUGAGUUCCUUCUUGUCGCCCUCCCUGCCCCGCACAGGCUCGGUGAGCAAGGUGACGCACAUGCUCCCCCACUACCCUGUCCAGAUAACUGCCCAACUCGUCUACAUGGAUGAGCCACUGAGCCCUGUCGUGGAGUCAGCGGCCGUGUACGCGUCUGCUGCAACCCCGCUGCCGUUGUCAUUCCCUGUCGACGGCAACACAGACACACACGAGGAGAUGGAGGUGAUUUACACGUUUGCCGAUGAGUGGCUUAUCUUUCCGCUAGAGCUGUGUGAUGUGCCACUCGAUGCUCGCUGCGAGCUGCAUCUCUGGCAUACGGAUACGCGUAUCGCAGUGGCCGCCUUUCACGUCUACUCUGUGGCAGGAGAACUGUGCGUGGGCCAACGGCAGCUGACGCUAAGCCCAUGCGGCGCGACGCCAAGCAACCAGCAGGUGUGGAGCACUUCUACGCACGCCUCUGGGCUUCUAGAUGACUUUCACCGCGGCAUGAUACCACCCAUUCCAUGGCUGGACACGUUGUCCAUCCAGCAACUGGAGGCUGUGCAUGCACGGAACGGCAACGCCGCCAUCCGCAGGGGAAGUUCACAGUCAGCUAAAGACCCUGGCGACACCCCGGCAGCGAUAUUGACGCUGUACCUUCCAGCGGCCACCACCGCCGUGUUCUUCGAGCCUGCCGUGGCACGCGUGUCCGACGACAUGCAGAUCCUGCUACAGCGCGGCGACACUGCAGACAACGUCUGCGGCGUCACUCAGCGUCCCUUUCCUGAUCAGUACACCUUCUUCAAGGAGCACAACCUCUGCGAGGCUAAGGCAGCCAUCACGUCCAAGACGCAGUACCUGCUGACCGACAGCAGCGCCCCUCCCGGGCCGAAGGAGCGCCACCAGCUCGCCAGCCUCUUGCGGCGUCCGCCAAUUCAACUAGACAAAGGCACCGGGGCCAUAAUGGCAGGUGCCGGCGCCGGAGGUGUCGGCGGUGGGCGGCUGGAGGAGACGCGCUUACUGUGGAAGUACCGUCACUUCAUAUGCCGCGACGGCAAAUACUUCCUGCCAUUCAUGCGGUGCGUCGACUGGGCCAACACCCACUCCAGCGAGCGGCGCGCCGCCUGUGCCCUCAUCCAUCAGUGGGCGAGACCAGCCUUUGCGGAUGUACUGGCGUGCCUCAGCUUCUACUUUGACCAUGUGGCGCCGGUGCGCCAGUACGCCGUGCGCCUGCUGCGCAAAGAGAGCGAUGGGCGGCUGUGCCACCUCGCCUUUCAGCUCGUGCAGGCGGUGCGGUAUGACUCAGCGGAGGCGGAGCUGGCCAACUUCUUGGUGGAGCGCGCCGUGGGGCGCUGGGAGCUGUGCAGCACCAUCUACACCCUGCUCUCGGUGGAGGUGGCGCUGGAGCGGCGUCGCGGCGUGAGCGCUGUGGGGAAGGCAAACGAUGACAGGCACGGCGGCGCGGCCCUCUUCGAGCCGCUGCUGAGGCGCUUAGCGGAGCGGUUGGCACAGCAGUGUCCGCACUUCGAAACGCGGCUUCGCCAGCAGCACGCGAUGCACCGGGUGCUGCAGCUGCUGAGCCGCCAGCUGCAACAUAGCUCACUGGAUCGCCUGGGGAAGACGACGCUGGGCAACAAGCUUAUUGCAAAGCAGGCGUGCGGCCUGCGUGCCCUCUUCUCCUCUGUGCAUCACGGCAGCUCGUCCAGGAGAAGUGGGAACGCGAGCUUUAGCAGCAGCCUGAUGGCGCACUCCUCGGCUGGGGUGCGGGAAGAGCACUCGAUGGGCUCCACCAGCACCGGCGAUGGCAACCAGGAGGCUGACGCGAACGGUUGCGGUGACGGCAGUGUCGUCGAGACAAGUGACAUGGACAGCGCUGCCGAUGAUGAGCUCCGGUCUUUGCGCCUUCCAUCUCUAUCACUACAGCCCCAGGGAGGUGCUUCCCGGUCGCCUCAGCGGCAGAACGGUGCCCAGCAGCAGCACCGAAACCGCCAAGCCUCAGCCGUUGACGUGCUGGACUGCUAUGGCGUCACAACGCUCGCCACGCACCCCGGUAUCCCGAUCACGGGCCUCCUUCACGACUCGCUGUACAUCUUCAAGAGCGCCAAGCUGCCGAUGCAGCUCACUUUCACGGCCCUGCGGCCAGCAGGCCUUGCAUGCAGCGGCGAGCGAGGGAGCGAGUUGCCCUGCGGUGCUUCGCCGUCUCCCUGCGUGCUGACACCCCUCGCGAUGCAGCCCGCACCGUCGCAGCAGCGCAAAGGCGAGCUGCAAGGAAUGAGCAGCUGCUGCGACGGUGCCAGCACAGCAGCUGCGACGGCGGAGCAGGCAGGCAACUUUCUUGGGACAGGGGAAAACGAGACAGUGCCUCUGGCGAUGAUGUACAAGCACGACGACGACAUCCGGCAAGACCAACUCAUUGUGCAACUUAUACGCCUUAUGGACGACCUCCUACAGCGAGAUGGAUUGCAGCUCUACCUGACACCCUAUCGCGUGAUUGCCACCGGCCCGAAUGAGGGUCUUGUCGAAAUUGUGCCGCGGGUGACGACGUUCCUCAGCGUUCAGCGUGACGUACUCAAGUACCUGCGCGUGUACAACAGCACGGCGGAGCUGCUGCGGCAAGCGAUGGACCGCUACACGCGCAGUUUCGCAGGCUAUUGCGUCAUCACCUUUGUCCUCGGCAUCGGCGACCGGCAUUUGGAAAAUAUCCUCAUCACGCAGGAUGGCCGGUUGCUGCACAUCGACUUCGGCUACGUACUGGGCAACGACCCAAAGCCGUUUCCGCCACCCAUGAAGAUCAACCGUGAGAUGGUGGAAGUGCUUGGAGGACCACAGAGCACUGGCUUCACCGAGUUCAAGCUGUACUGCUGCAGCGCGUACAACACACUGCGCAAGCACGCCUCGCUACUACUUCACAUACUGCUGCUCUGCGCCCACACGGAGGGCAUGCCGCAGGUAACCGGGGAGGGUGGUGACCCCCGCGUGAACCUGCUGAAGGUGCAGGAAAAACUGCGGCUUGACCUGACCAACGCCCAGGCGACGCAGUACCUGCAGAACGUGAUCGCCGACAGUGUUGGCUCUCUCUUUACAAACCUCUGGGACGUCCUGCACGCCGCUGCGCAGGCUACCCGCGGUUGA